GCGCAAUAUGAUUCCACGACGGGUCGCGAAAUGAAACGAAACAAUGUUUUGCGUUGCGCGGAACCCUGCGUCGGCGGUCCCUCUCUCCUCCCGUCCUCGCGCCUCUCUCGCCCCGUACGAACCGAGGAUUUGUUAAAUAUCGAGCGCGUCUAGCUAGUACCGUGGCCAAAAUGGCCGGCGUUUAGUCGUCCCUUAGUUCGCGUUUAAAUCGACUCGGUUUAACGCGGUUGUUCGCGGCAACACGGCUACCUCCGUUCACGGGACGUAGCGUUGACUUCGUCCUCCGCCUGCGUAAAAAGAAAUAUCUCCCGAGAGAUUGGCGUUUUCUCUUUUUUUUCUCUUUUUUUUCAACAAUGCGUAUCUCCCAUCCACGAGAGUUCUGCUCUCGUUCUGCCGCGAGAAAUCCCGAGUAUGGUAGGGCGAGCGUUCGGAAAAUUGUGUUUUGUCCGCGACUCGAUGCUGGCCGAUUCAUCACCGCGGAUCCAAUUUGUCCGCGAAAACGUCACUGGAAACACGAUUGAACGCAAAACACGAGACUUGGCGUGGCUAAAGACGCGCUUCGAGAGCAAAAGUCCAGUGGUGCGAUUCGGGCUGAUUCCCUCAAGUUUUCCCUCGCGUUGCCGAAAACAAGAUGAAGCGUCACUUGCGUGUGACGUGUGGAGCACGAGUGCGGAGUACGGAAAGAGGACACGUUUGCCGACGUAUAAGUCGGCCUGAAGCCGACGAAGCCACGUGCGACGAAUGAGACCGCGGCGAUUUCCGUGGCGUAAUCUUCGAUACACGGCGACGCGUCGGUGACGGCCGAUGGCGUGUAAACAGCUGACUGUUCUAAAACCGCGCUUAAACAAGCAAACGACGGUGCUCCGAAACAAAGACGGUCGCGUGUAACGAGACGUUUGUGUACGAUCGGUCCGACGAAUUAACCUCCAACCUUAAACCGACCGACUCGUCUCCGGUGUCUCUCGAGAGCGAGAGACGAAAGGUGAAUCAAACGAGCGGGAAACUUACGGGGGAAGCAUGUCUUCGGAAACGACGACGGUGUUGCUGAAGAAGCGAGAGAGGACGCAGAACUGGAUCCCGGAGGAGAAGAACGCGCUGUUCGCCUUGAUCAAGCUGCACGUGAAUGCGAUCGAGAACAAGAAGAUCGACCAAGCAGCCUCCACGAUGAAGGCUCUCGCUUGGCAGCAGAUCUACUCCGCGUUUCGCGGCAAAUUCUCCGCGGACCGGGACAUCGUGCGGAUAAGGGAACAGUGGCGGCGGAUGAAGGCGCAGGCGAGGAUAGAGAUGCACACGUAUGCCGAGAAGGUGCGAACUCUGGGACCUGAAGUCGCCGUCAAAUUUCGUCCGUCGAGUCUCUCGGUUGAGGUGUGGAGACUGAUGGAAAGCGUACGGCGAAACGACUGCGACGCCGAACGUUCGGAUGACAGUAGCAGUCAAGACACACAUGAAAAUCAGACAACGAAUCGGAUGUCAGCGAUACACGCUAUCUUGGAUAACUUAACGCUACCUUUGACGCCGGAAACGUCAGCGCCAGGACAUGAUAUAAAGAUCGAGAUCAACAGUGAUACUUACAACACGGAAGACGAAAACAGUCACGGCGAAUCUACGCGAAAAUCGUCGCCGGGCCUGUCGCCGAGGAAGCGUUCGAGAACGGUGGUGUCGUCGGUGGCGGAAGACGAGCCCGUAGAAUCUUCCGAGUCGAAAAUCCCGUGCCCCAAUAGCAGCUCGGCAAUCUGCGUAGAUGAUGCGAUGGAGCGUAAUGGAGGCGCGAAGGAUAAAUUACGCACGGAUAAACGCGACAACGUAGCGCGAUGUACGACAUGGUUCUGCAAGUCUACUCAGCGCGAGCAUGAGAUCAAGCUACGAAUGCUAGAGAUCGAGCUGGAACGCGCGGAAUUGCAGAAACAAACCGCCGUGAACGAAUUAAAGACGUCUGAGAUCAAAAGGCAACUAAUCGAAAGUCAAGCAGCGGAAUAUUUCAGGUAUUAAUACGCAUUUCCCACCCGAUAAAGAAAU
This is a messenger RNA of Harpegnathos saltator (Jerdon's jumping ant), 2016 nucleotides long. RefSeq lists its product as uncharacterized. The transcript is spliced from 4 exons. The record is from RefSeq and is a predicted model, not a curated record. Lineage: Eukaryota; Metazoa; Arthropoda; Insecta; Hymenoptera; Formicidae. The coding region runs from base 1018 to 1989 and encodes 323 amino acids.